This is a messenger RNA of Gastrolobium bilobum, 1033 nucleotides long. Its product is annotated as chitinase 10. Gene Ontology annotation, biological process: carbohydrate metabolic process; cell wall macromolecule catabolic process; chitin catabolic process. The coding region runs from base 21 to 866 and encodes 281 amino acids. The record is from RefSeq and is a predicted model, not a curated record. The transcript is spliced from 2 exons. Gene Ontology annotation, molecular function: chitinase activity. NCBI's taxonomy places the organism in Eukaryota, Viridiplantae, Streptophyta, Magnoliopsida, Fabales, Fabaceae.
UCUGACCCUAUUUUCAGCAAAUGGCUUUUUCUUUUUCCUCUAUUGGUGUCUUCCUCUCUAGCUUCUCAAUUUGCUUCACUGUUCUUCUCUACUCUGCAUCUUUGGGAGCUGAAGCUCGUGGCCCACCCAUUAAACCCCUUUGUUCUCUAAUUAGCAAAGUGCUUUUUGAUUCCAUUUUCCUACAUAAAGAUGACAAUGCAUGCCCGGCCAAAAACUUCUACAGCUACGAGUCCUUCAUUCAGGCAUCAAAAGCCUUCCCUGGAUUUGGUACUACAGGUAGUUUAACCACGCGCCAGCGUGAGAUUGCUGCUUUUCUUGCCCAAAUUUCCCAUGAAACCACAGGUGGGUGGGCUACUGCCCCUGAUGGACCUUAUGCUUGGGGAUUGUGCUUCAAGGAAGAAGUUAAUCCUCAAAGUAACUACUGUGAUUCCACCAACAAAGAAUGGCCUUGUUAUCAGGGAAAAAGUUACAAAGGCAGAGGACCAAUUCAACUUUCUUGGAACUACAACUAUGGGCAAGCAGGGAAAGCCUUGGGAUUUGAUGGAUUGAGAAAUCCGGAUAUUGUGUCAAACAAUUCAUUGAUUGCAUUUAAAACAGGCCUUUGGUUUUGGAUGACAGAGCAAAAGCCAAAACCUUCUUGCCACAAUGUGAUGAUUGGAAAAUAUGUGCCAACAGAAGCUGACAUAGCAGCUAAUCGAACUUCGGGGUAUGGCCUGGUCACUAACAUAAUCAAUGGAGGACUUGAAUGUGGAAUUCCUGAUGAUGCCAGGGUGAAUGACCGGAUUGGAUACUUUGAAAGAUAUGCAAAGUUGUUUAACGUAGACACUGGACCUAACUUGGAUUGUGCAUAUCAGAAAUCCUUCUAAACUCGUCUUUAUUUUAAGUGUAUGUUUUCUUUUCUUUUAUUUUCUGUUCUCUGGCAAGGAUUCAACAAUGUACUCUGUUGGAUCGAGAUGUGCUCAAGAAAAUGUGGCAGCAAAAGUAGUGUGGAUCAAUUAUUCUGUACAAGGAGCAAUUAAUCAAAUGAAGAGCA